Messenger RNA from Papaver somniferum (opium poppy), 582 nucleotides. RefSeq names its product F-box/kelch-repeat protein At3g06240-like. The record is from RefSeq and is a predicted model, not a curated record. NCBI's taxonomy places the organism in Eukaryota, Viridiplantae, Streptophyta, Magnoliopsida, Ranunculales, Papaveraceae. The transcript is spliced from 2 exons. The coding region runs from base 1 to 582 and encodes 193 amino acids.
AUGUCUAAUAUCCUCCCAGAAAUUAUUAGACAAAAAGUAGAAUCGAAAUCAUUGAUAUCUAAAGAGGAUGUUGUAAAGAUUAUGUACCCAUUCAAGGAGAAGCCUGCUGGUGACGGUGGAGGUGAUGGUAUUGCAAUUGUGGGUAGUUGUAAUGGUUUGAUUUGUGCAUCACAUGUUGGUUAUAUCUUUUACAUCUGGAAUCCACGUACGGGAGAGUAUAAAGUAAUAAGAUCGCCGUUUGGAUUUCAGGACAGAUCUUUUGGGUUUGGUUAUGAUCCGAAAACUCGUGAUUACAAGUUUGUCUCAAUUUACUGCCAUCCAGAUAGGGAUGUUUCUCAAGUUGAGAUGUAUACUUUAGGUUCAGAUUCAUGGGAAAACUAUCACUCGUACAAUCCUUAUGACAUUAGCGGAAAGCAUGGGGUGUUUCUAAGGGGAGCUGUCCACUGUGUCUCCGAUACAAAAUUUGAGAUUUGGGAGAUGAAAGAUUAUGGAGUGAGGUAUCGUUGGUCUAAAGUGUUCAAAAUUGACCAGCAAGAACUUAUGCCGACGGUGGGAAUGGUAUUCGAUCCUGUGAAUACAUAA